Varanus komodoensis (Komodo dragon) is the source of this 1346-nucleotide messenger RNA. Its product is annotated as acyl-CoA 6-desaturase-like. Lineage: Eukaryota; Metazoa; Chordata; Lepidosauria; Squamata; Varanidae. Gene Ontology annotation, molecular function: oxidoreductase activity, acting on paired donors, with oxidation of a pair of donors resulting in the reduction of molecular oxygen to two molecules of water. Gene Ontology annotation, biological process: lipid metabolic process. The record is from RefSeq and is a predicted model, not a curated record. Gene Ontology annotation, cellular component: membrane.
AUGGGGAAAGGCGGAGAGCGGGAGGCGCAGACCCGCUCCUACACCUGGGAGGAGAUCCAGAAGCACAACCUGCUCACCGACAAGUGGCUGGUGAUCGAGCGGAAGGUGUACAAUAUCAGCCAGUGGGUCAAACGGCAUCCGGGGGGGCGGCGCGUCAUCAGCCACUACGCCGGGGAGGAUGCCACGGAUGCAUUUCAGGCCUUUCAUCCAGAUAUAAAUUUCGUAAGGAAGUUUCUUAAGCCAUUAUUGAUUGGAGAACUUGCCCCUGGAGAACCUAGUCAAGACAGAGGCAAGAAUGCUCAGUUGCUGGAAGAUUUCCGCUCUCUGAGGAAGACAGCUGAGGACAUGGACUUAUUCAAGGCUAGCCCUGUAUUUUUUUCCCUUUGUUUGGGCCAUAUCCUUGCAAUGGAAGUUCUGGCCUGGUUAAUGGUUUCAUACUGUGGGACGGGUUGGAGCACAACCUUCAUCCUUUCUGUCAUCCUUGCAGUCUCUCAGGCCCAAGCUGGAUGGUUACAGCAUGACUUUGGACAUCUCUCUGUAUUUAAGAAGUCUGUCUGGAACCAUGUAGUUCAUAAGUUUGUGAUUGGUCACUUAAAGGGAGCCUCAGCAAACUGGUGGAAUCACCGGCAUUUCCAGCACCAUGCCAAGCCCAACAUCUUGCAGAAAGACCCAGAUGUGAACAUGCGGCAUCUUUUUGUUCUGGGAGAUACCCAGCCUGUUGAGUAUGGAAAGAAGAAGCUGAAAUUCUUUCCUUACAACCACCAGCACGAAUACUUCUUUUUUGUUUUCCCACCUCUCCUCAUUCCAGUUUACUUCCAUAUGCAAAUCUUCACGACCAUGUUCAAACACAAGUUUUGGGUGGACCUGGCGUGGGCCUUCAGCUAUUAUAUACGCUAUUUCAUCACAUUCAUCCCAUUCUAUGGAGUCUUGGGGUCCAUGUGUCUCCUCACCUUCGUCAGGUUUAUGGAAAGUCACUGGUUUGUUUGGGUCACACAGAUGAAUCACAUCCCAAUGGAAAUUGACAAUGAGAAGCACAGGGACUGGCUCAGUGCUCAGUUGGUAGCGACCUGCAAUGUUGAGCAAUCUUUUUUCAAUGACUGGUUCAGUGGGCACCUGAACUUUCAAAUAGAGCACCACCUGUUUCCCACAAUGCCACGCCACAACUACCACAAGAUAGCACCAUUGGUGAAGUCCCUGUGUGCCAAGUAUGAAGUCCCAUAUGAAGAAAAGCCGCUCCUGAAAGCAUUCUCAGACAUUGUUGGGUCCCUAAAGAAAUCUGGUGAACUUUGGUUGGAUGCCUACCUCCAUAAAUGAAGCUGGAUUUCUAGGAGGGAGAAGGAGUUAGC